UUUGGUUUGAAGCGUUAAGGGCUCGAGGGUACACGCAGCAACAAUGGCGACAACACCUUCUAUCACCGAGCUUAUGAGCCAGAUGCAGCAAAACCUCGACUCGAUAAAUUACCACCUUGCACGAAUCGAAGACACGAAAGUGCAUGACGACGAGAUCGAACGCCUGGAAGUUGAGCGGCAGAAACGCGCAGACGCCUUAUCCCUCCAAAUCGCACAAGACUUCAAAGAAUUAGAAAACAAGAAGAGGGAAUUGGGAAGGCCGGCGGAGGAGAAGAGGAGGAGAGAAGCAGUGGAGAGGGCCGAUAGACGCAAGAGGGAGGAGAGGGAACUCAUGCUACAAAGGAGGAAGGAGGAUGCGGAGAUUGUGGCCAGAAGGAUGAGGGAGGAUGCCGUGAGGAAGGCACGAAUGGAACAUGAGGAUGAGGAGUUAGAAAUUAAGACCCUAGAGGAGGAAGAGCAGAUCAAGACGUUGCUCGCAGGUGAGGAGGAGAGGGGGAAAAAAGAGGCUGCAGAGAAGGAGAACAGCUUAUACGAGGAUUACGAAGCGAAAAUGAUACAACUAGAAGACGAGAUGGAGAAGAAGGUUGUGGAGAGCACGAAGAUCUUGGCUGAGCUGGAUGAGAAGCGGAAGGUUAUCAGCGCACAAAUCGAUGCCACCAUGAAGAGGUCCACACGCCGAACACCCAGCUUCCGAAGAGGAUCUAAACGAUACUCCAUAACAGGUCUAGCAACAGAUGUCGCAGUAAUGCUGGGAGGGAAGCCCGGCCUCGAACACAGAUCAACACAAUUCUCACUCGCACAAAUAAAUGAACAGAAUGGACCCUCACAUACCGAAAUUCCGCGAGACAUCCCAACACCAGCACGUUCUGAUGCCACUCCCAGCUCCAGAAUGUCAUACGCUGGCAGCAUCCGCUCUCUGGAAUCGAAAUCAGAAGACGCGGACGAUAUCCGAGCACGAGAGGAAAUGGACAGGAUUAAUGCGGAGAUCAUGGCUGAGAUGGAAGCCGAGCGUGCAGGGACACCAGCAAAGCAGACUCAAGCACCGAGAUCACUGCAUCGAACCUCCUCGAUGUCGACUUCGAAUGCAAGCAUACGGUCCUCAGUCCCGCCGUCUAGUGCGAGUAUACGCAGUUCGAAACUAGAAGAUCCAGAAGAUGUGAGGGCUAGAGAGGAAAUGGCACUGAUCAAUGCUGAGAUCGUGGCUGCUGCGGCGGCGGGGCAACAGGAGCAGAGGUUGUCGACACAAGUUUAUACACCGCCAUCUCGCCCUGUUAACUCACAUCAAAGACGUCCGACGUGGUUUGAUCAAGCCAAGCUUGCUGUCGUCCAUGGUGCUCACGGUGUUUUGAAAUUCAGGAAAGAGGGAGCGGAUAUGGAGAUUGUUGAAUCGCCGAAAGAGACUGAACACCCACGGGCACAGGAGUCUGCUCGUGGUGCAGAACCGUUUCUUUAUGACGGGCCAAAACACGCACGUUUACCCACCUGGGUCGAUCAAGCAACCCUGCCAACUGUCUCUGGCUCUCACGGUAUCUUGAAAUUCAAGAAGGACGGAGCGGACGUGGAGGUCGUGGAAGUAAGGAGAAGUGUAGGCGAACCAACAAACCCACAAGAGUCCAUACGGGAAGGGGCACCUUUCGUCUACGACGGACCCAAACAUGCCCGUCUACCUACCUGGACUGACCAAGCCACUCUCCCAGUCAUCUCUGGCUCUCACGGGGUGCUGAAAUUUGGCGACAAGGGUGCCAGUAUGGCUGGGGUUGAACCGCGACCAGAAUCGCAGAGGUUUUCUCGACAUGAGCAUUUGCCAACUUGGGCGGACCAAUCAAAGCUCGAUCUCGUCUCGGGAUUAUGGGGAAUACUAUCUUUCAGUUCGGGAGGAGCAGAUAUGCUCGUCGUCGAAGCUUCAGAACAUACUCUGCACAACCACAUAUUCACAUGGGCCGAUCAGUCAACACUCCCUGUCGUAAAGGGGACCCAUUGCAUGCUGAACUUCAAUGACACCGGCGCAGACAUGGAGGUGAUCCAACCGACCAUUCUCCCCGAAGCAGCUUGGUUCGGAAAACGAAACUCUCUUACUUCCCAACCCAAAAACAAAAGCAGAGCUGGAGUCGCCAGCCCAUAUAUUACACCCAAUAUGCCAGGGAAUGCCAAAGCCACCGAACAGGACAUCAAGCAAAAACGGAUUAGCAUUCCGAAUGGUCUCCGUAGCGCCACGAUGAAUCACGGUCGUGAUAACACAAGAUCAACGCCUGAAUAUACUGCAGAGAAAAUUCUGGUUGCGGAGGUUGGCGGCGAGAAAUAUGACCUUAACCGUCCUGCGUUGAAGGAGAUUGUGCAAGCUGUUGAUGUUCCUAUGAACAGAGACUCGUACUGGAACGCCGAUCAAGGGAAAUUGGCAGUUGUGAGGGGAAGUCAUGGAUACCUCGUGUUUGGCCCAAUAGGAGGAGUGAUGGUUGUCGUGAGCAAGGAUGCGUACUGGGUCGAUCAGCGUACGCUUUCCAUCGUCAGAGGUGACCAUGGUUUCUUAUCCUUUGGAAGUUCUGAGACUGUUAUGAAAGUACGGAGAAGGGACCCGUAUUGGGCUGAUCAGAGGACACUGGCUUUGGUGAGGGGAUCUCACGGAAGACUCGCCUUCUCAUCACGCGGAACAGCUUCUCUGGAAGUCAUCAGACCAGAUCCAUAUUGGAGUACAGACCAAGAGACAGUGCCUUUGGUCCGAGGAUUCCAUGGAAAAAUGGAUUUUGGCCCAGACGGAGCUUCUCUAAAAGUGGUUAGACCAGACCCGUAUUGGGCUGAUCAGAAAACGUUGUCUUUGGUGGAAGGAUCACACGGAAGACUCACUUUCUCACCAAGUGGAGUCUCUUCACUGAAGAUCGUUCGGCCCGAUCCAUACUGGAGUGUAGACCAGAGAACGCUAUCUACGGUGACAGGAUCUCACGGAGGAUUGAUCUUUGGCCCAUAUGGCGCUUCUUUGAAAGUCAUCAGACCAGACCCAUACUGGGUAGGUCAACGAGGCCUCGCCAUAGUCAAAGGAUCUCACGGUAGAUUGGCUUUUACUGCCAACGGCACGUCACUUGAAAUUGUCAGGCCAGACCCAUACUGGGUUGAUCAAUCGACUUUGUCUUUGACUCAGGGCUCUCAUGGAAGAUUGGCAUUCGGUCUCGAUGGUGCUGCCUUGAAAGUAGUCCGACCGGAUCCUUACUGGGCGGAUCAAAGCACGCUUCCCCUCGUCGAAGGCUCCCAUGGAAGACUCUUGUUCGGCUUAAGUGGAGCUUCUCUCAAAGUCAUCAGACCAAAUCCCUACUGGAGUGCAGACCAAAGGUCACUGGACACCAUAGUGGGUUCACAUGCAACACUCAAGUUCACUGUCGCUGGUGCGAGAAUGGGGGUUCCAUUGUCGAAUCGGACAUACUGGAAUGCGAAUCAAGCUAAAUUGGCGGCCGUGAGGGGUGCCCAUGGAACCUUAAAGUUCGAUGGUGGAAGAGUAGCCGUCCACGUUGUCGGCCAAAAGCGUCCAUAUUGGGAGGCUGAUCAGGCGGGCUUGAAGAUUGUGAGAGGAUCUCAUGGGAGUUUGCGAUUUGAUGAUGGGGCGGUGUCCGUCCGCGUUGUCAGUCAAAAACGUCCAUAUUGGGAAGCUGAUCAGAGGAGUCUGAAAGUGGUUCGAGGAUCUCAUGGAAUUCUACAUUUUACGGCUGAAGGAGCGAUGAUUGACGUCGUCAAGCCGAGGAGCCUCUAUUGGGUAGCCGACCAGAGGAGUCUGAAGAUCGUUUGGGGAUCCCAUGCCAGGCUGCAUUUCAUGGGUGGAGAAGCAAACUUUGAUGCUGUCAGACCACCAAGUCUCUAUUGGAAUGCGAAUCAGGCAUGCCUCAGGAUAAUUCAAGGAUGCCAUGGAAAUCUAAGCUUUACAGGCGAGGAAUCAAGCAUCCAUGCCGCUCAACCAAAAACUUCCUACUGGAUGGCCAACCAAGCAAACCUCCUAGUAAUUCAAGGAUCCCACGGAAUCAUAACUUUCAAUAACGCCGGGGCUUCUGUCGAAGCCAAAACCCGACCAACACCAUAUUGGACCUCAAAUCAGGCGAAGCUGGAUGAAAUUCGAGGUUCUCAUGGAAUUCUAAAGCUCACAACUGAGGGCGCAGCCAUACAAUUACAUUCCCAUGCUGAGAAUAAGCCCACACCCCGCGAUCCUUUCGCAACACGGGCGGCGUACUGGGCUGAUCAAGCCAAGCUGGAAAAGAUAGAAGGAACCCACGCCAGGUUAUCUUUCAACAAUUCAAUCUCCUCCAGCGUUCCCCACACAGCCCCAAAAGACAACUGGAACAGCCCACCGAACCUCGAAACGGGGGACUUCUUUCCCGACUCCGACAGCGAACUUGAAGAAGACCGACCCAUUCUCUCCAAACGCACCUCCUUCGGCCCCGGCACGUUCGCCUCAAUCCUCAACAGAGUCAAAGACCGCGUACCCAUUGUCACAAACCUCGUCGGAAACGGCAGCUACUCCUCCUUCUCCCACAACGAAGAGUCACCAAUCACACCAACCGACACUUCUCCAUCCACUCUUGAUAACCAGCAACCAAUCGACGAACCCAUUAUCCACGACUCACCAGAAUCAUCACACCCCCAUCACCAAAGCGCACACUUCGAAGAUAAUCCUGUCUCGGCGAUUUAUGGGGAGGAAGAGAGGGAGGUUAAGUUGAGCCCGCUGCCAACGCAGGUGGAGUUUCAGUUCGAUCCGGUCUAUGGACAACCGAUUCCGCUAGCUCCAAGGGCGAAAAGUCCAUUACUUAAUAGAGCGCCGAUAAGCACCAAGCCGUUUGAGAGUGUGAGGGGCUUAGCAAGUAACAAUCCUUUUCGGAGUGCGAUUCCGGUGAGGAAGGCGAGUGUGACAGCUCGGGGUGACAGGAAUGAUCGGAUGAUUGAGAGGAGGAGGGCGUUGUUUGAGGGCGGGGCGAAGUGAAACGUUACAGCAUUCAGAGAUGGCGGGAGUGUUGGACGCGAUCGUGGAUGAUAAUGAUAGGUGUCUGGUAUAUAUUAGAAGCACCCACUAGAUCAAUUACCCACAAUUGGGCAAAGUUUUGAUACGGAGCCUCCUAUGUGCUUGAGAACAGCAGAGGUGGAUGUUUGUCGUCCCAAGUGUGGAGCAGGGUCAGGUUCAGCCAGCCCCUGAGACUCGCCUGAAGAUCCGAGGGACAAUAAUAUGGGCAGGUCACCAAUUCUCCAACGCUUCGACUUGGGCCGAAAAAACGACUAGUCAUGCACAAAAGUCAAC
This is a messenger RNA of Hyaloscypha bicolor E, 5266 nucleotides long. RefSeq lists its product as uncharacterized. The transcript has 2 exons. The coding region runs from base 44 to 4954 and encodes 1636 amino acids. The record is from RefSeq and is a predicted model, not a curated record. NCBI's taxonomy places the organism in Eukaryota, Fungi, Ascomycota, Leotiomycetes, Helotiales, Hyaloscyphaceae.